Molecule: messenger RNA, 3227 nt
Organism: Menidia menidia (Atlantic silverside)
Lineage: Eukaryota; Metazoa; Chordata; Actinopteri; Atheriniformes; Atherinopsidae
Source: the annotation of a GenBank genome assembly
GCAUGUGUACGGGUCGACGCAUGACGUACCUGGCCACUCAUUUGCCACUCACUGUGCAACAUCUAAACAAAGGCCUGCCCCUUUUUUCAGGAGGAUUUCUCUCCUGCCAUCGUUACUUUACGUGUAAUCACGAUUACUAAAUCGGAUUACGAUACUUUUAUCAUAUUUUAACACGUCGGUAGUAGUAGAGGAAGCGUCCGAAAUGGAUGUGGAUCAUCAUGAAACCCGAGAGACCAAAUCAGCCAUUAAUACUUGGCGUUAUCGCCACCAUUUCACGUACAAGGCAGAUCAAGGAAAAAAUAUCAUCGUCCAAUGUAAUCUGUGCCUGCCGAGGGUUAAUCUGCUUUCCACGUCGAAAACCUCCACAUCCAACCUGAAGAAGCAUUUAGACAGAACACACUUGGGCUGUGAAGCCAGGCCUGACGCCAAGAGAGGAAGAAAGAAAGAGGAGUACAACGGGGAGGAGAGCAGACACUGCCAGCUGAAAAAGCUCAAAGCGGAGAUCAUCUCCAAAUUCUUGACCCAGUCAAAGAUUGACGAUCUCAUCUUCACCUUCAUCGUGGAGGACUGCCAGUCGUUUUACGUGCUGGAGCAGCCCGGUUUCAAGAAGCUGAUCGCGGGUCUGACUGAGGGCCUACGGACCAUGGACAGGGUGACCCUGUUCACCAAGGUGGACCAGAGCUUUUCCCGGAUGCGGGAGGAGCUGAUGGCCAAGCUCACCGGCGUGGAGUAUGUGUGCACCACGGCGGACAUCUGGACGGCCAACAACAGGAGCUUCUUCGGGAUGACCUGCCACUGGAUCGACGCCGAGACUCUGGAGAGGAAGUCGGCGGCGCUGGGCUUCGCCCGGCUGCAGGGCCGCAUCACGUACGCCACCGUGGCCGGGCGGAUCCACGACAUCCACGCGGCCUACAACAUAGAGAGCAAGGUUCAGACCACGGUCACGGACAACGGCAGCCCCUUCAUCAGCGUCUUCCGGGAGUUCUCGGCGGAGGGCCCGGAGAGCGAGGACGACAUCGGGUUCUACGAGAACGUGGGCGGCGUCCUGGAGGGCGAGCCGGAGCAGGACAUGCUGCUGUUCCUGCCCUCCGUGCAGCGCUGCGCCUCGCACACCCUGGAGCAGAUCGUCAGCGAGGACUUCUGGCAGGCCGUGUCGCAGGGGCCCAUGUGCCAGCUGCACUUCAGCGCCAUGACCAAGGUCUCCUCCAUCUGGAGCAAGUGCCACCACCUCCAGGUGGGCAUGGACGCCGCCGAGGAGAUCGGCAAGAUGGCGCUGGUGGUGCCGGCGGUCAUCCGCUGGAACGUGGAGUACUGCGCGGUGCAGAAGGUGGUGUCCCUGAGCGAGCGCGAGCUGACGGAGCUGUGCGCGCGGCUGGAGGUGCCCCGCCUGCAGCCCGAGGAGACGGCCUUCCUGAAGGAGUACGUCAGCGUCUUCCACCCGCUGGCCUUCGCGCUGGAGCUGUUCCAGGCCGAGCAGAAAUGCUACCUGGGCCUGGUCAUCCCCACCGUGCUCAGCCUGAAGAACAAGCUGAACGAGCAGAAGGCCGCCGCCGACUACUUGGGCGACGUCAUCGGCAGCCUGGUGAUGACCAUCGACGCACGCUUCCAGGAGCUCUUCUCCAGCACCGAGGCCAAGAUCGCCACGGCGACCACCCCCCAGUUCCGCCUGUGGUGGAUGGCGGCCUCCGAGAGGGAGGAGAUGUGCUCCCUGCUGGCCGCCGAGGCCGCCCAGAUGGACCCGGGCAGCGUGGCCGAGGCCAACACCAGCCGAGGCCUGUCCACCAUCGAGUCGGAGGACGACUUCUUCAGCUACGGGUCGGCGAAGGCCAACGCCCACAACCAGCCACGCGGGGUGAUGGACGAGAUCCGCAAGUACGUGGAGGGCACGGGGAAGAGCCUGGAGUGCCUGCAGGACUUCCCGCGAGUGAAGCACCUCUUCCUGAAAUACAACACCCCGCUGCCCUCCACGGCCCCCGUCCAGCGCCUCUUCAGCCAGAAGGGCAACCUGGUCACCUCGCAGAGGAACUUUCUGACCGACAACUACUUCGAGCGCGUCCAGCUUUUGAGGUAUAACAGCAACGUGUGCUCCUUGGUGACGGAGUGAGGGCGCCGGCGUGGACUUUCUCAGCCUUUUUUCGACAGAUGCAGAAUGAAACCGUAAUGUGCUCCAAUCAAAGGAAACGUUUCAUGUAAGGCACUUUAGCCCCAGUGUGUUUUUCUACUAUCCCUCCUGUUCUUGUGUGGAUGGGAAAACGAUGCGUCCGUCACUCCAGAACAGCCCAGUGAAGAUAUCUGAUUGACAAUCAUGGACACGGCCUGCCUCAAGCAUCUUUCUGUCUGUGCAGUUGCUGUGAUAUGAAGUAGCCACAAGUUUAAACUGAUGUGAUUUUAUUUCGUGUCUUUGUUUGGCUCGUUUUUUUUUCUACAGCUGUGAGAAUGCAUCUCCUGUCUAUGUGUUUUUUAUCACACAUAUAUAUAUAUAUACAAGAAUAUAUAUAUAUAUAUGUAUAGGUAUAUAAAAGAAAAGAGGAAGACUCAGUUGUUGUUUGUGUCUCUGCUUUUUUCCCCUGAUGUAAUGCACGCUUAACCAUAACCCAUUAGUGUCGGGAUCUACUGCAUCAGCAGAUUCUCAUUGCUGUUCCAUGGACGAUUGGUGCUGGUGUGAAAAAGAGCGUUCCUUGCUCGGGGCCCAGAUGUGAGCGGUGAGCUGUCACCUUGUCAGACGGCUGCUUAGGGACCAACGGGAGGCUGUGAGAGGGCGCACAGGCUCUGUUUGGACCAACCUGUCAUAAACAUGGCACCCCAGGGACUAUACUCAUCUUCGUUUUUAAAAUGACUUCACGUGUGAAUUUUUAUGGGGAGCAAUGACAUCCUGCAAGUUUGCCUUCAGCGUUCAUCACUCAGAUGUACUCUCCUCACAUGGAGCCAGGGGAAUUUUAGAUCCAUCAGCCAAUUGGAAAUGAAGCAGCGACUAUCUUGAUUUUUUUUUUCUAUCUUGCACUUAAUUUAUGGCAGAUGGAUGUGCGUUUCUGGACGGAAUAUGCCGCUGGACUAAGUUAAAGAAUGACAAUCUACUGGGAGAUGCUUUUGAUUCUGUUCAUCUUGCCAUCUGCUGGACACACGUGUGCACUGCAUACGCACCAGAUCUGACUAAACUGGCUCAAAUGCCCCAUAAAAAAAUAAAAUAAAAAACAACUUUAAACUUAGAUCCAAAUUUGAAGUUUUAA